This is a messenger RNA of Mucor velutinosus, 1290 nucleotides long. RefSeq lists its product as uncharacterized. Lineage: Eukaryota; Fungi; Mucoromycota; Mucoromycetes; Mucorales; Mucoraceae. Gene Ontology annotation, molecular function: pyridoxal phosphate binding; transferase activity, transferring alkyl or aryl (other than methyl) groups. Gene Ontology annotation, biological process: transsulfuration. The transcript has 8 exons. The coding region runs from base 1 to 1290 and encodes 429 amino acids. The record is from RefSeq and is a predicted model, not a curated record.
AUGACCCAAGAAACAUCUGAAAGAAAACUUCACUUUGACACUCUGCAAUUGCAUGCUGGCCAAUCCCCUGAUCCUACAACCAAUGCUCGCGCCGUCCCCAUCUACGCUACUUCCUCCUAUGUAUUCAAUGACACAGAUCAUGGUGCUGAUUUAUUUGCCCUUCGCGCAAGUGGCAACAUCUAUUCCAGAAUCAUGAACCCUACCAACGACGUAUUCGAGCAACGCAUUGCUGCUCUGGAAGGUGCUGCUGCUGCUACUGCUGUCUCCUCUGGCCAAGCUGCCCAAUUCCUCACCAUUGCUACUCUUUGCCAAGCUGGUGAUAAUAUUGUUUCAAGCUCCAACAUUUACGGCGGCACCUACAAUCAGUUCAAGGUCUUGUUUCCCAAGCUGGGCAUCGACACUCAUUUCGUUCAAUCAAACAACCCUGAGGACUUUCGUAAAGCCAUUGAUGAAAAGACAAAAUUAGUCUACAUUGAGAGUAUUGGUAACCCUGGAUUCAACGUGCCUGAUUUCAAAGCUUUAUCUGAUGUGGCUCAUGAGGCUGGCAUUCCGCUCAUUGUAGACAAUACCUUUGGUGCAGGCGGCUAUGUCGUCAAACCCAUUGAGCAUGGCGCUGAUAUUGUGGUUCAUUCUGCUACCAAAUGGAUCGGAGGUCAUGGUACUACCAUUGGCGGCGUUGUUUUGGACGCUGGUAACUUUGACUGGAGCAAUGGUAAAUUUCCUGAUUUUACCGAACCCUCUGCUGGUUAUCACGGCCUCAAGUUCUGGGAGACAUUUGGUAAGCUGGCAUUUACCUUCCGUCUCAAGACUGAGUCAUUGCGUGAUAUCGGUGCUUGCCAAAAUCCAUUUGGUUCCUUCUUGUUACUUCAAGGCCUUGAAACUUUAUCUCUCAGAGUUCAGCGCCAUCUGGAUAACACACUUGCUUUGGCUCAAUGGCUCGAUGCCAGAGAGGAUGUAUCGUGGGUCUCAUAUCCUGGUUUGAAGCAUCAUCCUUCUCAUGAAAACGCAAAGAAAUACUUGCAUGGUUUCGGUGGUGUUUUGGCUUUUGGUGUCAAGGGCAAUGCCAAGACAUUCAUUGAAUCCGUCAAACUUGCCUCUCAUUUAGCCAAUGUUGGUGAUGCAAAAACUUUGGUCAUUGUGCCUGCAUUGACCACCCAUCAACAAUUGAGCGACCAAGAGCAAGCAGCAGCAGGUGUUACCAAAGACAUGAUCCGUGUCUCUGUUGGUAUCGAGCACAUUGAUGAUAUUAAAUGGGACUUUGAUCAAGCUCUCAAGCAAGCAUUAUCGUAA